Messenger RNA from Anopheles stephensi (Asian malaria mosquito), 1696 nucleotides. Its product is annotated as cuticle protein 8-like. Bases 115 to 534 code for a protein of 139 amino acids. NCBI's taxonomy places the organism in Eukaryota, Metazoa, Arthropoda, Insecta, Diptera, Culicidae. The record is from RefSeq and is a predicted model, not a curated record. Gene Ontology annotation, cellular component: extracellular matrix. The transcript is spliced from 3 exons.
CAGUUUUGGUUCUCACCGAAGUGUCACAACAAGUACGCGGUACAGACACAGACACGAUCAUUCCUUCACCUUCUUCAAACAGUACAGUUUACAGUACAACACUCACAUCCAACAAUGAAGUGCUUCGUUGCCAUUGCUCUGCUCGCCGUUGCCGUCAGUGCAUCGCCCGUCGAGUACGGACACUAUGGUGCCCCCGCUCUGGUCCACGCCCCGCUCGCAGUCCAUGCUCCAGUCGUGAAGCACGUCGUUGCCGAACCUGUGGCCUACCCGAAGUACUCGUUCAACUACGGCAUUAAGGACCCGCAUACCGGUGACAUCAAGUCGCAGGCCGAGGAACGCGACGGCGAUGUCGUCAAGGGCCAGUACUCGCUGGUUGAGCCCGAUGGUUCGGUGCGCACCGUCGACUACACCGCCGAUGACCACAACGGAUUCAACGCGGUCGUCCACAAGUCUGCCCCGGCCGUCCAGAAGGUGAUCGCUGCCCCGGUUGCCCACUACGCUCCGGCCCCCGUCCUGAGCCACUACGUGCACUAAGCGACGAACCCGGUUCGUGGGGCAGCAUGCCAGCUCCCACGGCACCACCAUCCACACUCAUCAACUCAAGCCAAUUUAUCUCCACUUCAGCUAGAAAUCGUAGUCACAACACACACACUCUCUCUCACUGUCUCCGCGUAGAACGAAGACCUAACGAAAGCAGGUUAACGAAGGAAGGAUGUAACGUAGCGACUCACACCCGGACCGAUAUGGUACCGGGGCACUCUUUAAAAGAAAAACCUCGGUACUUUCUGACCACCCAGGCCGGAAUCGUAACCGAUCCAAGCAAUGACGUACUCGAGCAUUUGUUCAAUUUGAUUUUUGCGAUCGAUGGAACCAAUAUGGAUAUAAGUAUAGCUCGCCCAGUUUUUGCUUCACACCUGUGUGCAACGGUGUUCCCAUUCGCGCUUCCAACGCACCGAUUCACGCUGUGCAACAUGUGGCUGCCUGUGGUGAAUACGCGCCAGUGCGCCUAAAGCUAUGCAAUUAGCCACACACACACCUUGUGGUGAAGCUUUCUGCAUCGGAUUGCCAGCGCGAUCAACCCUGUGCACACGAAUGGGAUGAAGUCCCCUCCUCCGUCUUGUUUCCAUCCUUCCCUUUUCUUCCUUUCCGUCAGGGUCUUCCUGGGUUGACUCCUGUUCCACCGCGAGGUGAGUUGGAGCUGCCAAAUGACGAUUUCCAAUGAUCUUCUGCCCCCGACGGGGUGCUGUAAUGUGAACUUCCUCAUGCAGCGCACACGCGUACCUUCGCACGCGCGUGUCCGGCAACUCGAUAUUACACACUCUAUCUCUCUCUGUGAUCUGUUACUGCUACUAUAACUUACUUAAACACUUACUUACUACCAAUUGUUACUAUUUUUGCUACUAUUGUUUGCUGCGCUGGCUGCAGGGGCACCGUCCUUAUAGUGUCAGGCGCUUUCCCAUAACCCGUUCGGCAGCGUACUGCACGAGAAAAGUCGUGUUACUCCGUAUCCUAUGCUUCCGUUCGUGGUGGCCUACGGUACACCAUGCCGGAGAGUGGGGAAAGGAGUGCAGAGCCAAAAAAAAAAGCAAAAAGAACAACAAACGCGAAGCAAACAUUUACAUCCAUGUGAAAACCCAGUUGCAAGUAUCGAACACUGUAAAUAAUGAAUAAAAACCAAUCAAUGUUUUUUUAUAUA